GAUGAUGAUGAUCCCGUCGUGGGUGUGGCAGCUUUGGCCUCCGAGGUGAGGCAUCCGAUGGGGCGUGGUUCGGUUGUCCUCGGCUAUAUAUAGGGAACCUGCCGCUUCGGUCGGCAGUGUAGUCGCUCUCAUCGCUGCAUCAUGAAGGUUCUCGUUGUUCUCGGUGUGAUUGCCGCGGCCUUGGCUGCUCCUACUCCUGAAGCAGAAGCAGAGCCUGGCAACGUCGUGGUAGCUCACCACGCAGCCGUUGCUCCACUCACCUACGGUGCUGCUACCCACCUUACCCACGGCUUGGCCUCCGCUGUCGCUCCCUUUGCCCACGCCGCCAUAGCCCCAGCUGCUGCUGCUGUCCAGUAUGCUGCUGCUGCCCCUGUUGCAGCUCAUGCCAUUGCCCCAGCUGCCGUUUCUUACGGUGCUGCCCAUUUUGCAGCUCCCGUUGCCCACGCCGUAGCCCCAGCUGCUGUCCAGUAUGCUGCUGCCCCUGCUGUAGCCCAUGCCGUUGCCCCAGCUGCCCUCUCUUAUGCCACUGCCCCAGUAGCUGUGACCCACUCCGUGGCCCACCCAGUGGCUCUCCCCCCAAAGGAGGUGCAGGUGCCCAUCACAACCCACCAAGUUGAGGUCCCCAUCCACCAGAAGGUCCACUACGGCACCCAGACCUACGUCGCUGGAGCCACCACCUCCAUCCACAAGCCCUCUCUGGCCGCCCCAGCCAUCGCCCCCCCAUCCACCCUCUUGGCCAAGACCCACAUCAACGCCCCCGAGGUCACCCUCAAGACCCAGGAGAUCCCAGUGGAGCGCCACACCCCCAACUUCGUCGAGACCCCAUACCACGCCGGCACCAUCGUCAAGUACACCCAGCCUGAGAUCAAGGAAGUCAAGGUGCCAACCCCCUACGCCCAGCCAGUAGCUGUGCCCCACCCAGUGCCAGUGGCUGCUCCUUAUGCCGUGCCCCAGCCCGUAGCUGUGCCCCAUGAGGUCCACUCCGUUGCCGUCCACCAGCCCGUGGCUUAUGCCCAUCAUGCCGCUGCCAUCCCCGCAGUCACCGUGGUCAAGGCUGACGACUAGAGCCCUUGAAGCCGGUUAUAUGUCGCAGAUAUUCAUGCCACUCGAGAGCCUCUUCUGAUGUAGAUUUUGUACGAUAUGCCUUUAUAUAUAAAGAUGUGAAUCAAUUUA
Messenger RNA from Macrobrachium nipponense, 1173 nucleotides. Its product is annotated as calphotin-like. The transcript has 2 exons. Lineage: Eukaryota; Metazoa; Arthropoda; Malacostraca; Decapoda; Palaemonidae. The record is from RefSeq and is a predicted model, not a curated record. The coding region runs from base 142 to 1065 and encodes 307 amino acids.